AUGAUUCGACUGUUUCUUCGUACUGUUGUGUCAGCGGUGGCGCUUGCUGGAGCACUUACGUCUUCAACAACAGCGCAAUAUUUAAAUUCGAGCAGUUUCGACGAUGUGAAUGCAGGUGUUGAAAAAGAAAGCUUUGGGGUUGGAUGCAACAGUAGCACAGAGUACCCAAAAAUAUCAGAUUCAACCUAUUUACAACCAAUGUUUGCUUACUUGAUCACGAACCCGUUGGCAAAUUUCAUUGCGGUGCACUUCGAACACUUCGAAUUACCCGUUGACGACUAUGUUCAGAUUCGUGCUGCUGAUCCUGCAGCUGUUGAUACUCGUGUUCUGCAAUAUAGUGGUGCUGAGCAUCGUGGUACUUUCUUCGCGGAUGCUUUGUCAGCAUCAUCAGUGAUAGUAGAGCUGUUUACAAAUGCAUCAAGUUCAGCACAGAAGACAACGUUAUCGGAAUGUAUCGGAUUUGUAGUCGAUAGCUACCAGUAUUUGGGUCAGGGAUCAACAUUAAAUGGAUCCAAAGAAGAAGUUUGUGGCGCAGACAAUAGCCGCGAGGCCCAAUGUUAUUCUGGCUACACGAGUGUUUUUCAGGCUUCGAACGCUGUGGCUCGGCUAUUAAUCAAAAAGUCAACAGGAUCCUUCUUUUGUACAGGUUGGCUCAUUGGUAGUCAAGGGCAUCUCAUAACUAACCACCACUGCAUCUCAACUCAAAGUCACGCCAGUAAUACAGAAUUUGAAUUUAUGGCUCAGGGAUCAAGCUGUGGCAUCAACUGCGCUGGAUCUCGGGCGUGUUUUGGUACUAUUCGCGCUUCAUACGCUAGACUUAUCUAUGCUGAUGCGUCUCUCGAUUACGCUCUCGUGAAACUCCCUAUCAAUUUAUCCGGUCAGUACGGCUAUUUACGUCUUCGUUCUCGUGGAGCUGUCAUGAAUGAGCGUGUAUACGUGCCUCAGCACCCCUCUGGCUGGGGCAAGCGUAUUGCUAUGAAGUCAGACAGUGGCUUUGGAACGGUGUCGUCUUUGACCAUGGGAGGUUGUGCGCCUAAUCAAGUCGCGUAUUACUUAGAUACGCAGGGUGGUUCGUCGGGUUCCCCUGUUCUUUCGUGGCGGGAUAAUGCUGUGGUGGCUCUGCAUCAUUGUGGUGGUUGUCCCAAUACAGCAAUUAAUAGCUACAAGCUCGUAAACGAUAUGAAGUGGCGUGGAAUUCUCCCUGCCAACGCUUGUACUUAA
Messenger RNA from Plasmopara halstedii, 1221 nucleotides. Its product is annotated as serine protease v8. Lineage: Eukaryota; Oomycota; Peronosporomycetes; Peronosporales; Peronosporaceae. The record is from RefSeq and is a predicted model, not a curated record. The transcript has a single exon. Bases 1 to 1221 code for a protein of 406 amino acids.